AGUUGGUGCGUUGAUCUGGGCCACAUCCUCCAUGGAGUCUUCCAAGGAUACCCAGCACGGUGAUGCUCUAGAAUCUAAAAGUUGCCUGGCUAACAGGACGUCCUCUCGUCAGAACAAAAGGAUCAGCCUCUCGUCUUCUGAUGGACCGGGUCCGAGAGUCACUGAGUCCCUAGGCCUUCCCAGGGUGUUGACUCCCUCUGACACGGCUGCGGAGCUGGGUCAGAAGACCUCCUCCUCUUCGUCUUCCUCCUCUUCCUCUGCACAGUCUAAUCGUUCCUCAAAAGUUUCACUGCCUGAAAUCCAAAAGGAAAAAUAUCCCGAGGAAUUCAGCCUGCUCAAUUCACAGACAGAAGAUGGGCAACGUCCUGAGUGGACAUUUUAUCCAAGGUUCAGCAGCAACAUCCACACCUACCACAUUGGAAAGCAGUGCUUCUUCAAUGGGGUCUUCCGGGGCAACAGGAGGUCUGUGGCAGAGAGGACAGUGGACAGCAGCCUCGGGAAGAAGAGAUACGGUAGUGUGUUUCCUCCAUCAAAGGUGAAAAAAAAAAAGAAAGAAAGAAAGCGAGUCCCAGCUGUGGAGCCUGCUUUCUCUGGCUGGGAACAGCUCUGCAGGGCCAUCCUGUUUUCUCACAGUGCAGCCAGGAAGACAGGAAGGCAGCGAGCCUCGUUCCAGGUAUCAACUGCCAACAGAUCCCCAGGGCCUCAGAAGCUACCCCCAACCUAUGCUGAAAAAUGUAAUUGGCAAAUCUUGCACAGCCACUGUGAGCAUAAGGGACCUUACGAGAAAAAAUUCGACACAUUUAUCCCGCUUGAGCCACUUCCGAAAAUUCCCAAUCUGCCUUUCUGGGAGAAGGAAAAAGCCAACAAUUUGAAGAACGAGAUAAAAGAAGUCGAGGAGCUUGACAACUGGCAGGUGCCGAUGCCCUUCCUACAUGGCUUCUUCUCCACUGGUGCUUCCAACUUUUCAAGACAACAAUGAGCAGAGACAUUGAGCCCCCAAGCAUUCGCUGACUGCCCUCCCAGCCAGCCUCUGCCAUUGCUGGGUGUUUUUAUUCUUUGUUUUUGACACUGUAUCUGUCCUAAACCAUUUGUUUGACUCGAAUGAGGAAUCACUAUGUUUGGCCUUGUUUAACACUCAACUGUGAAAACUUUCAAGAUGUGUAGAAAAGUUGCACUGAUCAUAAAGCAGACACCUGGGCGCCCUCAUCUAGCCUCUCCCAUGGUAGCAUGUAUGCCCGUGCUUUUGUUCCUCUCCCUCUAUUUGCUGACCCACUUGCCAGCCAGUGACACACAUCAGACUCCUUUACACCUUCAGACCUACUACCUUAAACAUGUGUCUCUUGAAGUGGGGGAUAUUUUCUAACCACCACGGGUAAACUUCCAACGCAAGCUUGGUAUUUAGCACUGACACUAAUAUACAGCUCAUGUUUGGUUUUACUCAGACACUGCAGGUUAAUGGUAGCAGGCAGGCAUUAUGGCAGUGUUUCUGUUUCCUCAGACUGCUACUACGGAAUAUUAGAGACCAGGUAGCUUAUAAACAAAAAGAAUUUCCUUCUUAUAGUUCUAGAGCCUGGAAAUUCCAAGCCCAAGAUGCUGGCAGAUUUGGUAUCUGGUGAGAGACACUGCCUUCCUGCUGUGCACUCAUAUAGGGGAAGGGGCAAAGUUGGAUCUCUGAGGUUUUUUUCCUUUUGAUACAGGGAUUAUGUUUGUGUGGUGUAUGUGUGUGUGUG
This is a messenger RNA of Mus caroli (Ryukyu mouse), 1730 nucleotides long. Lineage: Eukaryota; Metazoa; Chordata; Mammalia; Rodentia; Muridae. The record is from RefSeq and is a predicted model, not a curated record.